Messenger RNA from Marasmius oreades (fairy-ring Marasmius), 1341 nucleotides. RefSeq lists its product as uncharacterized. The coding region runs from base 97 to 1050 and encodes 317 amino acids. Gene Ontology annotation, molecular function: protein serine/threonine phosphatase activity; cation binding. Gene Ontology annotation, biological process: protein dephosphorylation. NCBI's taxonomy places the organism in Eukaryota, Fungi, Basidiomycota, Agaricomycetes, Agaricales, Marasmiaceae. The record is from RefSeq and is a predicted model, not a curated record. The transcript has 9 exons.
CAUGCCUCAACUCAACUUGAACUGUAACUCUUCUCUUCUCCGGUCCAUCCAGGCCACCGUCAAUGCAUCUGGGCUUGAGGCCGGCUCAAGCUUUCAAUGGCCCAUAGUCACUUUAUCAAAUGUUCGUUCAGGCGAAAGUCUGUUCGUUAUUAUCAUGACUAUAUUCGCUACGCAAAUCCAGGUGGAAUCAUCCGCCUUCCUCUUGCUUCUCCUAAAGUCAUAGGUGUCGCCAAUUCACGUGGAAACCGAAGUCAUCAGGAGGACUUCUACGCAUUUGCUGCCCUCUCACUUGACCCGGAGGAAUUGAGAAUGAGCGUGAAGAAAUCUCACGAUGUUGACUGGGACCCUGAAAGUGUUGGUGAUCUGCUUGCAAGGCAAGUUGUUUUUGUAGGAAUCUACGAUGGACAUGGUGGCUCAGCUGUCUCCCAAUUCCUACGUCAGGAACUGCACGGCCUGUUUGAGUCUGUGAAUCCGAGCGCUAUUCCUGAACUCUUCGCCUGGAUUAAGGAACUUGGAGGCUACUUCAAACGAUUUCGAGGUGGUGCCCUCACUCCCUGGAUCAACCCGUCAGAUGGCACCCCCAUCAUGGACCUUGAAGCGCGUUCAACGCAAACCUUUUUUGAAGUGGACCGGCACUUAUCCUCUGAUCCUAUAGCACAGGAUAGCGGGGCUACGGCUUCUGUAGUACUCCUUCACUCUCUUGACGCUCCCGCUUCCCCAUUUUUCUCUGCUGACCGAGUAGCGCUUACUGUCGCCCAUUGCGGUGAUACACGGGUACUCCUCUGUUCUACCGAUGGAGGUAAAGUGGUACCAAUGACAGAAAACCAUCAUGCAGAUUCUCGAGUGGAAUCCAUCAGACUGCGACGGAUGAUGGGCUCCGCCUUGAUCACAGAUUCGUUCGGUGAAUCUCGGUGGAUGGGUGCACUUGCAAAUACAAGAGGUCUCGGCGACCUUCGGUUCAAAAAGUUUGGAGUGACCCCAGAACCGGAAGUUAGAACAAAAUUGUUGAAAGGCGUGUUUACUGUGCUCACAUCGUGCGAUCUUCAUUGACUCUCCCACUCUUCAGGAGGAGACUGGGCUUACAUAGUAUUGGUUUCUGACGGAGUUUCUUCGGUCAUCUCGGAUGAUGAAGUAGUCGACUUGGUCAGGGAUGCUUCAGAUCCCAAAACUGCUGCUUACCGAAUUCUGUCUUACGUGGAGGAGCUAGGGGGUGACGAUAACAUGACCGCAAUGGUGAUUCCGCUAGCAGGUUGGGGGAAGAUUGUAGGUCCGGAUAAAACUAAAGACCUCCGUGACUACCGUCGGAAGCAGGCAGUUGGUUCAGAGCGACAACGUAGAAUG